Mytilus californianus (California mussel) is the source of this 3026-nucleotide messenger RNA. RefSeq lists its product as uncharacterized. The record is from RefSeq and is a predicted model, not a curated record. The coding region runs from base 1184 to 2041 and encodes 285 amino acids. NCBI's taxonomy places the organism in Eukaryota, Metazoa, Mollusca, Bivalvia, Mytilida, Mytilidae. The transcript is spliced from 2 exons.
UUCUCAGUGGUAAUAUACUAUAUAGAUAAUACAGAAAUGCCAUGAGUAUAGGGUUCCAUUCAUAUCUCAUAUUACAUACAUAUUUUAGUUUUAUGUAAAAGCAAAUCUUUAUGCAGAAUUAUUCAAAAGUAAGAAGUAAUUAUUUUUUAUUUCGUAAAUAUUAGUGUAUAAAUAUGCCGUAUUGUGUGGUUUAUGGUUGCAAUAGCAAUUCUCAAUGUGACAAAAAUAUAUAUUGGUUUACUUUUCCGAAAGAUUCUCAGAGAAAUCGAGCUUGGGUUCACUAUUGUAAACGACAGGACUUUACACCGUCUAAACAUAGCAGAAUUUGUUCUAAGCAUUUUACCCUUCAUCAGUAUAGCAGACACCCAGAAAGACUUUUAGAAUUGGGAUAUCCGGGUGCGAAGGCAGCACUGAAAGAUGACGCCGUACCCGACAUUCCUGUAGUUGUGGAUGCAGAAAAAGGACCAUCUUCUCCUAAAAAGCCUAGGUCGGCCUUCGAAAAAAGACAGAAACGUCAGGUACAAUUGAUCCUCUUUAUUAUUCAUCGAAACUUAUGUGAAACAUACGUUCAUGGUUAUCUGUAUGGUUUCAAUACUUAUAAACAAUUAUUAUAUUUGUAUAUCUUUCUUCCCGUUUUUGUUCUUCUGAAAAUUGUCACAGGCAUUUAUCUUAUUAACAUGAAAAGGUAUUUAUCCAUUUACAAAAUACUACGAUCCAUUAAAAAAAUUAUCGUAAGUAAUACUGAAAUGUUCAGGACUUCCGAGUAUUUUUUUUUCUCGUAUACUUUUUUUUCUGAAAUGAGUUGUUUGAGGAUAAUUUAUAAUUUCGCUUGAAGAAGGAGUCCGUGUAUUGCCAUUCUGAAUCUAUUAUAAAAUGAAAUAAACGAAUAAGGUUUCGCGAGUCUUGCUAAAGAAAACAUAAAAAAACAUAUCAAUUAUUCAAUUCCACCAGAAAUCUGCGACAGUCCUUUCCCGAAUACCACGCAUAAAAAAAGGUGUAUUUACGGGAUAUAUGAUUUUUUUUACAUUCAUGUAUGAGAAUAUAUUUUUUUUAAUGAAAGCAUUUUUUUUAAAUAAAAAUUUAAUAUCAUCUAUAGGUUCUUGAAGAGGCCUUCAGUGAUUCAUUAGAUAAGUCUUUAGACUCCAUUGACAUUGAAACUGAAUCGUCACCCGCACAUGACAGUAUGGACAUUCGGGAAGAGGAAGCAAUUCCGGUAGAUGUACAAAAAACAUUCGAGACAACUGCUUCUAAUACCGAUGCCACAAACAUGACAACACAGAAAUUUCAAACAGAUUCCAUUCCACAGAGAACAAGAAGAUUGCAAACGUCAAAGCCCAAGAGAAAAUCAAAAGGCAUCCAGUGUAACCCUUCAGAUAUUGAUUCAGAAUGUCUAGUCGCCACAUCAAAAAAAUUGAUAACCGCAAAUACUACAAUCAGUAGCCAUACACCGGUAGCGACCGAACAAAACUUGGAUGACAAUGAUGAGAUGGAUGAUGAUGAAGAUGAUGUAGAUGAAUAUGAUAAUGAUCCUGAUUAUAUUUAUAACGAGUCCGAGGAAGAAGAUGGAGAUGAUGAGUAUGGUUCUGAUGAAGACGAAGAAACAAGCAAUUACAGGAUGGAAGAAUAUAAUAAUCCAAUUGAAGAAAAGUAUUACAUGGUCUCUGAAACAGCAUUAUUUCAGUUACUCUCAGUAUGUAGAGAGUGUAACAGUCGGUGCGUUCCAAUAAUUGAAUUCAGUAGAGGGACAAUGAUAUCUACAUCAUCUGUAUGUGCUUUUGGACACGUCUACAAGUGGAAAUCCCAAAACUGUCAUGAAAGACUACCAUGGGGAAAUCUUUUACUUGCAAGUGCCAUAAUGUUUAGCGGAAAUAAUACAGCCAAGAUUGUAAGAUUAUUCGAUCAAAUGAAACUGAAAGGUAUUAGUGAACGCUCAGUAAGAAGACUGCAAACAGCAUACACAUCAUGUGCUGUUAUUUAUGAAUUUGACUCACAGCAAGCAGACCUCCUUACUUCCUUGCAAGGUAUGUAUAUUUCUUCAUAGUGUUACUUCGUUUAUUAUACCCAAGUCUCUUUUAAUUUAUUUCCUGGAAUACAUGUUUAUUUCUAUCCUCAUUUUCUCCCACUCUCAAAUUAAGUAUCUUGUGACAGAACAUAAUAUAUUUUCUGUACGAAAUAAUUUCAUUGUUUAUUAUAUAAAUAAAAAUGUUAUAAUCUUCAUGCAUUACACUUUUUAAUAUUGCAGGUCCAGAUAAACAAGUAGUACUUGGUGGCGACGGAAGGUGUGACAGUCCUGGUUAUAGUGCUAAAUAUGGCAGUUAUACCCUGAUGGACUUGAACACAAAUAAAAUAUUGGACAUUCAGCUUGUUCAGGUUUGCAUUAAUUUAACACUUGAUAGGGUUAUCGAUAUUAGUUUUAAAUUAGAUCUGUAUAAAUGAUUCCAAAUGAAUUCAGCUUAACAUGCAUACAACUAUAAAACGGGUUGAUUGUUGCUGUCCAGUGGCAAGUAUUUCAUGAAUAUUACCCAAAUCUCAUUGCUUUUAUCUAAUUUUUAAAUUAUAUAUGUAUAAAUGAUUAGGAAUAAAUACAAUUUAACAUGCAUACUACGGAUUGAUUGUUGUUGUCCAGUGGCCAGUAUUUCAUGAAAUUUUCUCCAAAUCUCAUUGUUUUCAUAAAUUAUGAUGACAAAUAAUUUCAUUGUUUGCUUAUUUAUUUCAGUCUAAUGAAGUUAAGGGGUCAACCCAUAUGGAAUUGGAAGGACUAAAGAGGGGUUUGUCCCUUCUUAUGGACACUAAUAAUAUUUAAGUCUCAACGCUUGUCACAGAUAGACAUGUUAUGAUUAAGAAGUUCAUGAAGGACAACCAUCCAGAAAUAAAUCAUUAUUUCGAUGUAUGGCAUAUAGCAAAAGGAAUAUCAAAAAAGUUGGAAACCAGAGCCAAGAAGAAAGAUACAGGGGACAUAAGACCAUGGAUAAAGAGCAUUGUUAACCAUACAUAUUGGGUAGCUGCAUCAAGUGGGGAAGAUCAAA